CACGACGUCAGAUUUGCUUGGCUCACUGUAAAGAGAAAGUCACAGGUGCUUCGUCAUUGCGUUAUUUAAAGUUCAUUUAUUACAGUUGCAAAUUUGACAAACGAUACUAGUAUUUACGAUAGCUUUUUUUUUUUAAGCCGAAGCACGCGUGCAAUCUAAUUUAACGGUGCUAUGCCGUUUAUUUAAAACGCCUUUGUUGUGCUACCUGAAGAGACGCUCCGUGGAAUAGAAUGAAGUUUCAACUGUUGCUGCCUCUGACUUUAGCGUUGACUGUGACCUUGGUGGUGGUCAUCAAAAGCCGCAAAUUUGAGCACGACAAAGUGGACAAACAGAAUAAAUUUGAGCUUAAGAAACUGAAAGUGAACGACGACGUGUUGGGAGACUUGCAAAAGGAAAAGAUUACCCUGGAGAACAAAAUCGAGACCGGCGAAAAGGAAUGGAAAGCUCUGAAGAAAGAUGCGCAGUUGAGUGAACAGACAGCGCAGAAGAAAAAGAAAGAGGUCGUAGCUUGCCAAGGAGCUGUGAAAUCAUUGAAAGACGGAGUGAUGGCACUACAGGUAGAUCUCAAAAAUCUCCAAGGUGAGGCGAGUAAAGAAGUGGACUCAUGGUUUGCCAAACUGGAAUCAUUGAGAAAGGAACUAGAGAUGCCUAGUGCAGUGUGCGCCUUUUUGAAGAAUGGAGUAGAUUCUGCAAAUAAAAUGUGUAGCAGUAAAGCAGAAAAAGAAAUGGAAGAGAAGCCCGAGGCAGAGGCCCCAAAAGCCGAGGAGCCAAAGGCAGAGGCCCCAAAGCCUGAGAAGCCAAAAGCAGAAGCCCCAAAACCACAGAAGCCAAAGGCUAAAGCCCCUAAAAAAGGAGCAAAGGGUCAAGGACUUUGACACUGAGUAGCACAAGGAAGAGGAUUCUAAACAUGGAAGAGACAAAUAGUUUGGGCAUUAGCACAUAAAUAAUGUGUAACAUUACAACUUUUGAAAUAUUUUCUACCAGUGUUGCACCCCAAUUGGAUAUUGCUAUUCAGUUUCAUCAUGUUAUUUAUUUUUGUUGAAUAAAUAGAACAGUCUUUCAGCAUCUGUUUGUUGCAAAUGUGAACAGCAUGUUUGAACAGAAUGGUUUAUUGUCAGAUAGGACAUUAGAUUUGUAAGGAGUACUCGUUUUACAUCCUGUCUGACUGGUACUGUAGGUGUUAACCUUCUCACGUAAAAAUCUUUUGUGUGAUCAUGGCUUGUAACAAGGAAAACAAAGUCGAUUAUAUACAAUGGAAGAGGAAAUGACCCACAGAAAAAGAAACUAAACAGCUAAACUUUUACAAACACUGUGCGUGUGUGUGUCUUAGUGUAGACGAACCCUUGAUAUCACACGUUUUCUGUUGUUGUAUUGCUCAGGACAUUACAGGUGUAUCUCGGAUAAUUACAAUAUUGUUCAAUAUUAUGAGUAUUGAGGCACCUGCCCCUUUCCCUCUGAUGUCCAAAAUGCCUUUUUGUAAUUUUCUGAUUUUUAUUUUUUGCUGUUGCACGAGUGUGUUAUCCUUCUGAAGCAUUUGUGACAUUAAAAUGUCAUUUAACUGAGCUGGGAAAAAUGUAUUAAAAUACUUUAUUAAAUGAGCAAUAAAGUCAUAAGCGUUUGACUGGAGGAGGUGUGAAUUACGGAGGGAAAUUGCCAAACUAAACAUACAUAUGACAGCAUCAAAGCUAUUUGACUUUACUUUUUAUUGCUUUUUGUCAUUUAACCUUUUGUUCCUAUUUGACUUUGCCCCAGCCCUGUACUCAUCACAUCUGUUUGAGUGAGUGUAUUAAAAAGUGGCCUCAGGCUCUCAAAUAGGCAAUCAAAGGGCUGUCAUUCCGCCCCAAUAGGCCCACAAGGUCAUUGCAGGGGUGCGUACAGAAAUGGAAGUGCCUGUGGUAGGAGGGACUGACUGGAGUGGUUAGUCAGACUGACUUGGUGAACAUGAGUAACUGAUCAUAAAGAGAGACUUUUAUGGUCUUUUUUGCAUUCUAUUUAAAGCCUCGCCUUUUAUCAGGUAUUCAAAGUCACUUCCAGGACAAAGUCUUACCUUGCUAUGAUGGAAGCUCUAGUUGCAAAAAUGUGAUCUCACACUUUGACACGUUGAGGUUGCCUCUCCUCAGGGUUUAUCAGUAUGUGUGUUCUGUAAAUUUGAAGAUUCUCUAAAUAAUAAUAUGAAAUAAAAAUGUAUAAAGGAGGCUAAUAUCCAUAUAUACCAUCAUAAAAAGACAGCAUUCAUUCAGUGUAUCACAAAAGUGAGUACACCCCUCACAUUUCUGCAGAUAAAAAACGUACAAAAAAAGCGUACAUCCCUAGAUGUCCAAAUUGAGUAUUGCUUGUCAUCUUCCCUCCAAAAUGUCAUGUGACUUGUAACAGGAGUGCUGUCAGCAUUGCUGCAGAGAUUGAAGAAGUUGGGGGUCAGGCUGAGAAUGCUCAGACCAUACGCCACACUCUACAUCAAAUUGGCUGUCGCUAUGCGGGCUUUCUUGUUUACCGUCUUCUGAAGAGGCUUCCUCGUGGGGUGACAGCCAUGCACACCAAUUUGAUGUAGAGUGGGACAUAUGGUCUGAGCACUAGUAGGCUGACUCACCACCGCUUCAAUCUCUGCAGCAAUGCUGACACCACUCAUGUAAUGAGUCACAUGACAUUUUGGAGGGAAAAUGACAAGCAGUACUCAAUUUGGAGAUUUAGGGAUGUACGUAUUUAAUAAGGGGUGUACUCA
Messenger RNA from Corythoichthys intestinalis (scribbled pipefish), 2719 nucleotides. RefSeq lists its product as uncharacterized. NCBI's taxonomy places the organism in Eukaryota, Metazoa, Chordata, Actinopteri, Syngnathiformes, Syngnathidae. The coding region runs from base 231 to 875 and encodes 214 amino acids. The record is from RefSeq and is a predicted model, not a curated record. The transcript is spliced from 4 exons.